This is a messenger RNA of Acanthochromis polyacanthus (spiny chromis), 4853 nucleotides long. RefSeq names its product Ras interacting protein 1 (gene rasip1). Gene Ontology annotation, biological process: angiogenesis; regulation of GTPase activity; signal transduction. Gene Ontology annotation, cellular component: cell-cell junction. Lineage: Eukaryota; Metazoa; Chordata; Actinopteri; Pomacentridae. The coding region runs from base 1658 to 4645 and encodes 995 amino acids. Gene Ontology annotation, molecular function: GTPase binding. The transcript has 18 exons. The record is from RefSeq and is a predicted model, not a curated record.
GUUUUGCAGCCAAAAUGAGACCAAAUAUCACCGGAAACGGUGAAUAAACAGCUGGUUACAGAUGAAGGUCAGAGGUUUAGUUAAUGAGAUAUGGAUCAUUCCCGAACUGGAGGACAUUUGGGCUUAAUUUUUUUGAAAAAUAAACCUUCUCUUUUCCAGUUUUCUGCUCCAUAUUGAUCAAUAAUAGGUAAUAAACUAUCAAAGUCUUGAUUGGUUCAGCUUACACAUCAAUGGUAGCAUUUUUAUUCCAUGUUUUCUGUGUUGUUUGCUAACCCUACUCUAAUCACAUUAACAGGGUUGCUAAUCCAUGCUAAUGUGAUCUUUUUCUCAGCAGUAGAAGCUAGAUAUUUCGUUAGCUGUUACUGCUGACCAAGAGGACAAACUGACUGAUGGAAAACAGGAAAAAGAAUGAGUCUGAUCCUGAUAAUAUGAGGUAGAGAGAGACAUUCAAUCAAGGCUGACAAUGGGAUGAAAAGAUGGAGAAUAGAAGAGAGGACAUAGCUUUGCUCUGCCCGUUCUUUAGGAGAACUGUUUGAUGAUGUUGAUGACAAAAACACGAGAGACGGACAAAAACGACACGAAACGACAAAAACAAGACACAGAAUGACAAAAAUGAUACACAAAGCGGCAAAGCAAGACACAAAACAUCAAGAACAAGACACAAAAUGACAAAACCGAGACGCACAAUGACAAAAACGAGACAGAAACUUACAAAAACAAGACACAAAAAACAAAAAUGAGACACAUUAUGGCAAAACAAAACAACAAAAACGAGACACAAAAUGUCUAAAACGACAAAAAACAGCAAAACUGAGACACAAAAUGACAAGACACAAAAGGACAAAAAUGAGACAUGAAAUAAAAAGAUAACAGCUCAUCAUAUUCAUGCAUAAUUAGAGAAUUUCUGUUGUUUCAUUUUGUCUUUUUCCAUCUCAUUCAUGUCAUUUUAUGUCUUGUUUUUGUCAUUUACAUCUGAGGAGGUUUAUUUUUCAAACAUUUUAAAGUCCAAAUUUCCUCCAGUUCUGAAAUGACCAGACAUAGUGAACAGAGGGAGGUAGACGAAGUAUUCAGGUGGUUUUUAGUUUAAUUAGUGCAGCUGGUCGAUCAGUAGACGGAUCUCAGGUGUGUCAGGUGAAGAGGAACAGGUGGAAACAUGAGAAAAACCAGGACAAACCAAAGGAAGAAGGAGAAAAUGACAGGAAAAGGAGUCGAGGGAACCAAUGACGCGAUGACUGUCACAUCCAGAAAGUCUCUGCCAACCGAGUUUAAAGGAAAUGUGUCAUCAAAGGAUUUUAUUCUGGAAACUCGAGAGUUCAGCGGUUUCAGCAUGACAGGAUUGUGGAGUCGAUGAAAUGGUUUCCGUCUUGCUGAUCCGUCUGAGGACUACGGAGGAUGGAUUCCCUGAAUCUGUGACGUCUCCGUCCUCCUUCCUCCUGCCGACGUCCAGACCCAGAGAGCAGAUGUGGUUCAGUCGGACAGAAAAACCAGAGAAAACCCAAGGAAAGUUCGAGUUAAAGAUGCUGCUGGUUCAGGAUCUGAGGCCUUAAGAAAUGGAUUUUAACUGUGAGGAGAAGAAAAGAGUCGUCAUUUAAAGUGUCUGAAUUCAGGAGGAAAGAAGAAUCAGGAAACGCUGCCAAGGGAUCAGAAGCAACUGUGGAUGGAGGGGUCUGGAAGUCCUCGCUUCAGAAAGCUUCACUUCCCGGUGGGUUUGUGGAUCAACUCGCCCCGGAAACACUUCGCCAAACUGGGAGGUCGCUGGCCGAGUGCAAUCUCUGUCAAGUCGACCACCAGCUCGGACGCCGCCUCCCUCCACGACGCCCCCUCCGCUCCGUCCUCCUGCCUCUCUACCUCCACCCCCUCGCUGGCGUCCCCCGCCCCGUCCCCGUCUCCGUCCCCGGCCUUCCUGCGGCCGCGUCCCGCCGUCCCUCAGUCACGCACCAAGCGCCUUUCCCACCUCUUCCUGCGGGGGCGCUCCAACAGCGACCGGGACCGGGCGGUGGGCGAGCGUGAGCGGGAGGUGUGGGCCCACUCCGCCGCCCCGUCCUCCCACCACUACCUGCCUCCGGCCUCCUCUACCGCCCCGGGGCUGAUCAAGAUCUACGGAGAUGCCCUCUCCAGCGGGGCUAACUACCGCUCCCUGCUGGCCAACGCCCACUCCACGGCCCGGCAGCUCAUCGCCCAGGUCAUCACCCGCUACACCGAGAGGGAGCGCGACGAGACGGACGACACAGUUCUGCAGAAGCACAGCCCCGAGGACUUCCUGCUGUGCGACGUCAUCGGAAAGCCCGUCCAGCAGCCGGAUGGCGCCGUCAGGUGGGAGACGGAGUGCCGGAGGUGCGUCGCCGCCUGGGAAUGCCCUCUGCUGCUGGUGGACAUGUGGAGGCCCAAGGACGGCUUCGAGCGGCGCUUCGAGAUCCAGAGGAAGGACGACUACGAGAGGGAGGAGAGGGAGAGGGAAAAGGAGCGGGAGAGGGAGGGAGAGAACUACCAAGGUGUGCGUUGGAGGCGGAGCCGGAUGUCGUCGGGCGGGACGGAGGAGACGGAGCGAGGCCAUCGGGGCAGGAACACGGAGCUCAGGAGGAGCAUCAGCGACAUGAACCUCAGCCUGCGCCGUCGCCAGGGCAACCACGUCGCCAACGAUGCCCGCGGCAACCGGCCCAACAACGGCAGCACGGCGACGCACGACAGGAAGAACAUUGUCAGCAUGAUCAACCCACAGCCAGGAGAGGUCAGAGCGUCCAGAGCCGAGGCGAAGGUCGGAUGGACGAACCAGCCGGCGGAGGACGAGAAGGAUUACUCCAGCUGUGACCUGGAAGUGAUGUCACAGAGCCUGAUCCUGCCGCCCACGGACCGGCCCUACUUCCUGCUGCUGCAGGGCUACGACCAGAGCAAGGACUUUGUUUUGUACAUCAUGACGGCUCACACCCAUGUGUUCGGGAGGAAACCUACGAUGAGAGAGCGAGAGAAGGACCGAGAGAGGGAGAGGAAGGGCAAGAGGCCUCUGAAGGUGGAGACCUUCCUGUCAGCUCCAGACCUGCUGGCCAGACACCUGCUGGUCCGGAGAGACUCUGCUGUUCCCGACACACCUGUAGGACAAGCCCUGAUGCGUCCCUUCAGAGGAGGAGCUGUCACCCAUAACGGCGUGGCCUUAUACCGGGAGGCCGUCCUGAAGCCCGGUGAUGUCAUCGGCUUGGGGAACCACUUCCUGUUCCUGUACCGUGACCCCCGUGUGACCCCGGCUCCCCCUCCAACCCUGACGCUGCCCUGGCAGGCCGACGCCAGCUGCUGCCCAUCGGGGCUGGUGGACCGACAGGAGGCCCUGAGGCAGUACCUGGGCUCGACGGAGGCGGAGCUAAAGUUCCAUCCUCGCCACGCCGACGCCUUGCUGCAGGAGAUCAUCUCUAAAAACUCCUCCCCAGACUCUGGUGGAGGACCUUUAGCUCCUGCUUACCUCCUGUCAAUCAUGAUAGACCACGCCUCCAAACACCUGGACCCCGCCCUCACACCUCAGAUACUACUCAAGUCGGCCAAUCUCAUUAAAGAAAUAGUCUGGGAUAACAUUAAGGAAUUCGGGGACAAGCAUCCCACGCAAAACUCCACAGAGCAGGAGGCCGAGAUCGGAGCUCCCAACGUCCAGAAGCUCUCCUCGGAUCUGCGGCCGCUCAUGUUCUGGAUGUCCAACGCCACCGAGCUGCUCAACUUCUUCCAGGUCAAAGUGGAGACCAUGGAGAAGGAGUGGGAGUUCGAAGCUCCUGGAGACCCCGUCCUCACCGCCGACAUGGACACCUGCUCAGAGGCUCUGGCGCAGCUUGAUGAUGUCAUCAUGCACACCUUCCAGCAGUGUGUUUACCACCUGACCAAGACGCUCUACUCGCUGCUCCCGGCCCUCCUGGACUCCAACCCGUUCUCCAGCGAGGAGAAGAAGGAGAAGGAGAAGGACGGCUGUGGAGGAGCUUCAGGGGAGGAGAAGCGAGGAGGUGAAGAGGAGGUGGACGAUGUGUCGGCUCUGCCUCUGAAGGUGGCCGGUCUGGUGGAGGUCUACCGCUGCUCCCUGAUGCUCUCCAGAGAAGCCUGUCUGUCUCCACCGCUCACCUCCCAGACCUUCGGCUACCUCUUCUUCUUCACCAACACCUCCCUGCUCAACACGCUGCUGGAGAGAGACGGCCUGUUUUCUUGGUCCAGGGCGGUUCAGAUCCGGACCAACCUGGACCUGGUCCUGGACUGGCUGCAGGGAGCCGGGCUAGGAGACAUCGCCUCUGAGUUCAUGAAGAAACUCUCCAUCACCGUCAACUUCCUGUGCAUCCCAAAGACCCGGCUGAUCCAGUCGUCGUGGAGCAGCCUCCAGGAGGACCACGCCCUGCUGAGCGCCUCCCAGCUCCACCACCUGCUGACCCACUACAAGCUGGGCCCGACCAGAGCUCCUCCAGCCUCCUGGGCUCCUCCGCCCGGCACCGAGCUCAGCGGAGACAUCUUUGAGAGCUUCCUGGACCACCCUCCCCUCAUCCUGCCCAAUGAGACGCCUCGCCUCGACCUCUCCCAGCCAAUCCCGAGCCCCGAGCUGCAGAAGGAGGUCACACGGCUGCGCACCUUCCUGUGGGGGCUGGACCAGGACGAGCUGCCGGCCAAUCAGAGGACUCGGCUCUGAGAACGCCCAUAUUAGGAAACUUUUAAGUCCAUAUCGCUUCAUUUAUGCCUUUAGAUGUCUUCAGGUAGAAUAAACGCUCCUCUGGUCGGUCUCUGUGGAUUUAUUUCAGACCCGCUGGGGUUUCUCUCUGCAGGAAACUGUUUCUUGGCUUCCAUGUAUGUUUUUAAACUUCUUGUUUUUAAUAAAACUCUGAGGUGUGGUGUGAAAA